UGCAUCAUAUCUAAAUGUUCUCGAGAACGAAUUAUGGCAUUGUCUUUUAUCAGGGCUAAGGUGACACUGCACGGAAAUUUACACUUACGUUUCUUCGCCAGCGUAUCGACCAUGAAGAAAGGAUUGGUGCUUGGUAUUUACGAGACAGAGAAUGAAAACAAUAUCGCCCUUACUCCUACAGCAACCAAGUACAAUGAGUUAGUUAACGGCAGGCUGCUGAAAAACAUCUUGCUAGCGGGACCAAAGAUACCUAAAGGUCAUGCUAGAGUGUUUUGGGGUUUGGAUGAAACAGAUUACAGUGGAGUCGCAGUAGUUGGCUUGGGAAAGCAAGGUCUUGUUAUCAACAAACUUGAAGAAAUCCACGAAGGAAAGGAAAACGUGCGUGCUGCUGCAGCAGCGGGAUGUCGUGCAUUGGACGAUGUUGAGAUAAAGGAUAUUAAGCUGGAAACUCUGGGUGACGCGGAAGCUGCUGCCGAAGGUGCUGGUCUGUCGACAUGGCUUUAUCAAGGAUACAAAAAUGAAGAGAAAAGAAAGAAGUUACCAAAGAUCUCUUUGUAUGGAGAAGAAGGAGAGGCAGAAUGGCGAGCGGGUAUUGUCAAAGCCAAGGCACAGAAUUGGGCCCGUGAGCUCGCGGAUACGCCCGCGAAUCUGAUGACGCCCACGAUAUUCUCACAACGGGUCUCCGAAGUUCUGACACAUCUCGGAGUCGAUGUUCAGGUGCGUGACAGGAAAUGGGCCGAGCAGAAGAAAAUGGGCUCGUUUCUUAGCGUGGCGCGUGGUAGCAUCGAGCCGCCCAAAUUCCUUGAAAUCAAUUACAAAGGUGCCGAGAACUCUAACGAACCACCGUUGACGUUUGUAGGCAAGGGAGUCACUUUCGAUGCCGGUGGCAUCAGCCUUAAGCCGUCGUCAGAAAUGGACGAAAUGCGUGCCGAUAUGAGCGGCGCCGCUUGCGUGGCAGCCACCAUCCGAGCCGCAGCGGAACUGAAAAUCAAGAAAAAUAUCAUUGGAUUGAUCCCGCUCACGGAGAAUCUGCCGUCCGGACUGGCCACGAAGCCGGGAGACGUGGUGCGAGCGAUGAACGGCAAAACUAUCAUUGUGGACAAUACCGAUGCGGAAGGCAGAUUGAUUCUCGCUGACGCCCUUUGCUACGCGCAAGAAUUUAAUCCGAGAUUUAUUCUGGAUAUCGCUACAUUGACCGGUGCCAUGAGAGUCGCAUUGUCAAAUUCUGCAACUGGAGUAUUCACCAAUGAUAGCAAUCUUUAUGAAACUCUAAGAAAUGCUGGCGCGAUAACCGGUGAUCGAGUAUGGAGAUUCCCUCUGUGGCAACACUUCACUGAUGAAGUGACGAAAAAAGUCAAAGGUGCCGAUUUAAACAACAUCGCAAAAUGCAAAGGUGGUGGCUCUUGCACUGCCGCUGCUUUCUUGAGGGAAUUCGUCCCCAAGGAUGUAUCGUGGAUGCAUUUGGAUAUAGCUGGUGUCAUGGGUCCCGCUCACGAUGAGUUACCGUAUAUCCCAGCUGGAAUGACUGGACGUCCGACACGUACGCUUAUACAAUUUUUACAGAUGUCUUAAGCAGCAAUGGUCACUAUACAUAAUUUGCACAUCUUUUCGUAAUUAUAUUUUUCGGGUGGGUUUUGUAAUAUCAUAUAUAUAAGUAUAAUAAUUAUAAAAUGAACGUGUAUACACAUAAGAGUUUAUACACAUAAAACAUAUGUAUAUAGAGAUACACAUUACACAGGAGAAUUGCGCCUAAUAUGGAGAGGAUUGUAUUGGACAGAAGUCUUAGUCUCGUUUUAAUUUUUUAUUUUGAAGUUUUAAUUAUAUCUAAUUUUAACUGUUUAUGACUGUUUUAUUUUGUAGAUUAACUUCCCUGACCACUUACUUGCCCGAGUAUACUCGUUGGUAGUAAGAAAAAAAUUAACAUUUUUUUGAAGUCUCGUUGAUGAAAUAAAUUCACAGAGAAAUGGUUAAAAUGCAUAAUAAUUAUUCAAACUUCUCAAAUAAAACUAUUGUACCUCAACAUAUUAGACACUGCCUAUAUUUUCUAAGUUACCACGCAUUUCCUGUAUAUUUAAAAUAUAUACUCUGCAAGUAAUGUGUAUACAUGCGAUAAAAAAUAUUUGAAAUAGAAUGUCUUGUAAUAUUUGGA
Linepithema humile (Argentine ant) is the source of this 2149-nucleotide messenger RNA. Its product is annotated as cytosol aminopeptidase. Lineage: Eukaryota; Metazoa; Arthropoda; Insecta; Hymenoptera; Formicidae. Gene Ontology annotation, biological process: proteolysis. Gene Ontology annotation, molecular function: manganese ion binding; metalloaminopeptidase activity. The record is from RefSeq and is a predicted model, not a curated record. Gene Ontology annotation, cellular component: cytoplasm.